AUGUCUGAGAUGAUCAAUGUUUCAACCAUAAAGCUUUUUGGGACAACCAUAUUUCUAACAAGUAACACUGAUGUCCUUACCAAUGAUACUCCUCAACAAAAUUCCACAAAACAUGAUGAACAAAGUGAUUUGUCACAUGACAAAUCUCCAAACAAACCAGACAUAACUGUUCCAUGUCCAAGAUGCAACAGCAAGGACACGAAAUUCCGUUACUACAACAACUUCAAAGCCAAACAGCCCCGACACUUCUGCAAAAACUGCCAGAGAUACUGGACUUCCGGAGGAACCGCAAGAAAGAUGCUUGUAGGAGCAGGUCGCCGUAAGAACAAAUUCACUAAUUUUCCUUUAGAUGUCUCGCAUUAUUCUCAAAUGAGUAAUGUCUUGCCCUUUGGAUCAAUUUCUUCUGAUAUCUCUUCAACUUCAUGGAACCAGGCAAUGUGUUAUGCCAUUUCAGUAGGGAAACAUUCUGUGCCAUCACAAUCUUGUGGCCCAAGUAAACCUACAUUAGGGAGACAUUCAAGAGAUGGAUUCAUAAGAUUCCAAAAUGUUACUUCAUGUGAUGCAGAAUUAGAUUUCUUUGUUGGGUAA
This is a messenger RNA of Vicia villosa (hairy vetch), 588 nucleotides long. RefSeq names its product cyclic dof factor 4-like. The record is from RefSeq and is a predicted model, not a curated record. The transcript has a single exon. Gene Ontology annotation, molecular function: DNA-binding transcription factor activity; DNA binding. NCBI's taxonomy places the organism in Eukaryota, Viridiplantae, Streptophyta, Magnoliopsida, Fabales, Fabaceae. Gene Ontology annotation, biological process: regulation of DNA-templated transcription. The coding region runs from base 1 to 588 and encodes 195 amino acids.